Messenger RNA from Cooperia oncophora, 822 nucleotides. The record is from the annotation of a GenBank genome assembly. Lineage: Eukaryota; Metazoa; Nematoda; Chromadorea; Rhabditida; Trichostrongylidae.
AUGUCUACCAAAGAUAAGAAGGAUCAAGAAACUCCGCAUUCACAAAAGAAGGAUCAAGAAACUCCGCAUUCACAACGAAGUCCUCAAGGAUCCAAAGAUACGACUGAUGUGAAGUCCGGUACGCGCUCAGCUAAAAGUGGAUCUCGUUCACAAACUUCGAAAUCAGCAACGACCACUCAAACUACCCAAGAUGGUGGCGACGAAGAAAAGUCCGUCAAGAUCCUUGUAGCUAAGAUUCGCAAGUGUGACAAUUCAGCAGAAAGGGCGGAACUAAGCAAAGAACUAGGGCGCCAGCUAGCCACAGGAAAAUCGCUGAACUCUUUCAGUGUUGACAUUGUUCAUCUUCGGCCUGUUCUUGUUCAUUGCAAUCGUCGAGAUCGUCGUGGGCUCGCUCAAUGUUCACAACUGUCAGUGAAUAAUAUGAUUCCCAUAUGGCUGAUCGUUUCUGGUGGUGUCAGCUGCUUGCGGUACACACUACAUAUUUGCUUCGGAAUAGUGGAUCGAAACAAAGGCGAUCUGCUCAAAAUACGUGCAUUCUUGGAACCCUUCUUUUGCAUAUUUUGGAUUAUUUGGUUAAUUCUUGGUACUUUCUGGACCUACAGUGUCAGCAAAAUUGUUACAUACGACAAACAAGAUGGUUCUACUUACUGUGAUCAUCUUACCUAUGUAUUGGCUUUUGUCAUUAUCACCGCCAUUUGGGUGAUUAUGGUAAUGUUUCUAGUCUCUUGCUGUUGCUGUUGUUGUAUCUGUUGUGUUGCUGCGUUGUGCGCAAAAGCUCCCCCUUCUACAUCCAAAGAAAAGGAAGAAAAGGUUGAUGAGUAG